GACUCAUUCGUGCCGUGAUGAGCUCGUACGUGGUGCCUUCCGUCCGCGACUUCGACGGCGCAGAACGUCGCCACGAUGAGCUCAAUGCCGUCUGGGGUGUUGUCGGCGAGGGCGACGGCCGUGAAGAACCAUGGGUAGCGCACGGCAUGCCAAAUCGUCAAAAAGGUCGCCAACCCGACGAUCACGGCCGUGCUCGAUUGCAAUGAUCCGGCGCCAGUGCCAGCCUCCCUUGCUGACGACGGCCGAUAUCACGGCAUAGAUCGCCUUCCAGACCAAGCUCGAGAGCGAGUCGUUGAGCGGCUUGACCUUGGCCCUGUACGGCGCCAUGCCGUUGUCGGCCGUGCUGCUCGUGCUCAACCAUGACAAAAAAUAGGCGUCCGCGCACACGCACGGAAAAUGCCGAACGGGACGUUGGGCGGCGCCAUCGAGAUCGAUCCGUUGUUCUUGAUGCCGUCAUCGACAUAACUUCCCACGGGGUAGCAACGACCGAAUCGUGGUGGAGUCGACGACCGUGUGUGGGGUUGUGGCAUAUAUUUUCUGAAAUGUGGAUCUGUCACCGGGGAUCUCUUGUAGGCGACGUGGGGUAGUUGGGCAAGAUGGUGAGUUGUCGAAUUUGGCCAAACGUAUGCCGGGUGGUGAAAUGUUCGAGUCCAAGCGCGCGCGAGCGACCAGCCAAGACAGGGCAAAGAUGCCGCGCGGAGCAGCGGCGACGGCAUCGAGGAAGGCUGUGCUAUAUACCCACGAUAUAGUCGAGCUCCGACCUCUUGUCGAUCGUGCCGAUGCGUCGGGCACGCGUGGGAGAGUUUCCAAGACAAUCAUCCAACCCGAGUCCAUGCUGCCUCGAAUGCAUGGCGAGGAAGCGCAUCGUUGGCGCCUUCGUUUGGAGUCCGUCGUGGAGCAGAAAUCGUGCGUUGUGAUUCAAGGCAACUCGCGAUCUCCGUCCGCACGAUCGUUUUCCUGUUGGAAUGUUCGGCGUAUGCCAUUUAAAAGGCGGUGAAAACACGCAUGAGUCGGUUGGGAUGACGGCGGGGAACGGGAUGUCAGGCACACAGGUCGAGCCGCGUGGCUGGACGUGAUCUCGCAAUCGUGUGGAAGGGGUUGCUUCUCAGGAGGUGGUGCAUCCAGGACCAGUGGCUCGCACGGCAACGACCAAAACCCUCCGGUGGACCUGUCGACGCAAGUUUCGCGCGUUUGGCGAGUCGGUGACUCGCGCAUGCUGCUUUUGCAACGAACGCAAGCACGAGAACAAAGGUUUGCAGCCACGCACAUCAUGGCGCAACUCGUGC
Aphanomyces invadans is the source of this 1286-nucleotide messenger RNA. RefSeq lists its product as hypothetical. The transcript has a single exon. NCBI's taxonomy places the organism in Eukaryota, Oomycota, Saprolegniomycetes, Saprolegniales, Verrucalvaceae. The record is from RefSeq and is a predicted model, not a curated record. Bases 626 to 997 code for a protein of 123 amino acids.